Molecule: messenger RNA, 1830 nt
Organism: Purpureocillium takamizusanense
Lineage: Eukaryota; Fungi; Ascomycota; Sordariomycetes; Hypocreales; Ophiocordycipitaceae
Product: Aspergillopepsin I
Exons: 1
Coding region: 119-1459 (446 amino acids)
Biological process (GO): proteolysis
Molecular function (GO): aspartic-type endopeptidase activity
Source: RefSeq, a predicted model, not a curated record
CGCCGGGAUUGAUCGCGGGACAGCUGGUCUGUUCGAGUACGCCGCUUGUUUUUCCAUCCACCUGGCGUGGGAUCUAUUCUUAUUGUCAUUCAUUUUGGUGCUGCGCCUCGUCGACGUCAUGGGGCCGCACAAUCUCUUGGUCGUUGUCCUCUUGGGCUUAUUAUCUCUUGUCUCGGCAUUCACCGGGGAUGUUGAGAAGCGGUCUUUCAAAGUUUCACAAGUGCGCAAUGCCAAUUUCGUCGGCCGCAACGGACCAAAGGAGCUUGCCAAAGCGUAUCGGAAGUAUCGGGUGCCCGUUCCAGACAAUCUCGCCAAAGCCGCUGCGUUUCAGGAGGCAAGACUGAAGAAAAGAAGUCUCGAGCUGCAAAAGAGAAGAGUCGAAUACCUAGCACCGACAAGCAAAGCCUCCCCGUUUCGGCCGGUCCGCGGCAGCAGCGCUGCUCGCCGAAGUGUAGCUGGACUUGUUGGCUGGGGUAGCAGCACAUUUGGGCGCGUAUCUGUACCCGUGGCCAACGAAGGCGACCGCACCGUGUGGUCUCGCCAGCAGAAACAGCGCAACCAGACGGGUCAAGUCGUGGCGGCUCCGGAGAGGAAUGACGUUGAAUACUUGUCCAAGGUGCGGAUCGGCGGCCAGGAGGUGACUCUCGACUUUGACUCGGGCUCCUCUGAUCUCUGGGUCAAAAGCGUCAACCCGAGCGACACGGAUCCCAACAGCCGCGCAUCGUUCGACCCCAGAAAGAGCAAGACGUUCAAGAUUCAACAAGGGCAAAACUUUACCAUAAGCUACGGAGACGGGUCGGGCGCUCGGGGACUUGUCGGGACCGAUGUCGUCGAGAUAGGCGGCGUCAAGGUAGAGAACCAAGCGGUCGAGCUCGCGACGGAGAUUACGCAACAGUUUGUAGACGAUGUCAACACCGAUGGGCUCCUCGGGCUCGCCUUUUCUCAACUCAACGCGGUAAAGCCACAAAAGCAAAAGACCUUUUUUGACAACGUUGCAUCCAGCCUCGAAGCGCCGGUCAUCUUCGUUGACCUCAAGAAGGGGCAAAAUGGAUCUUACACGUUUGGAAAAAUUGACAAUUCUGUGGUGGAUGGCCAAAUGACCUAUGUGCCCUGCAACACUACAAAGGGGUUUUGGGCUGUGAAAAGCGACUCCUUUUCCGUGGGCAACGGGCCGCGACAAAACGCGGCGCCCGGGACACACGCCGUCGUCGACACAGGAACGACCAUCACCCUCUCAGCCCCCGAGGUCGCCGAGGCUUAUUACAAGCAGGUCCGAGGUGCCCAGUUCAACCAGCAGCAGGGAGGAUUCACCUUUCCGUGCAAUUCCACGCUUCCCGAGCUCCAUUUGGACAUUAACGGCUUGUACAAUGCGACGGUGAAGGGGGAGAAUAUGAACCUUGGAGACGUGGGAGACGGAAGUAAGUCCCCAGCCGGAUUAAAGAGCGGGCUGCUGAUUUGAUGCCAUUCACUAACCCAUCGAUUGCGCAGCCUGCUUUGGUGGGAUUCAGGCCAUUCCCCAAGGGAGUGGGCUUGCGGCUACGUCCAUCUACGGAGAUAACUUCUUCAAGAGCAACGCUGUGGUGUUUGAUCUGGGGAACAACACGGUGGGGUUUGCGCCAAAGAGACAGUAGGAAUUGCUUGGCAGGCAAACCUGGGCAAGAGUCACGGCGGGCCUGGUGGGGGUGGGUGCCGAGGUCUCACUAGACAAGGUGGACGGGCCACUCGCGACGCCGUGGGGAACCCGCUGCUGCAUCAACGGAGUAAAUCAGUAACCGCAUCUGCGCCUCAAAUCUAGAGUUUUGAUACUAGUAGUACUAAGAGAUUCUCCAU